Molecule: messenger RNA, 1867 nt
Organism: Spinacia oleracea (spinach)
Lineage: Eukaryota; Viridiplantae; Streptophyta; Magnoliopsida; Caryophyllales; Amaranthaceae
Product: SWR1 complex subunit 2
Exons: 13
Coding region: 300-1424 (374 amino acids)
Cellular component (GO): nucleus
Source: RefSeq, a predicted model, not a curated record
UUGUGAACAAUUUUUUUAUCAUGCUUUUUUUUUUCUUUUCUACCACUGAUGGGAGUGCCUGGUCUAAAGGCCGCUAAGCCUUGGGUCGGGCGUAGCCAGCACCAAAGCCAAGCCCCGCGGGCUCGACACAAACCACAACCUGUCGUUCUUUUUUUCUAUCGGUUAAUUGAUACUGAACGUUUAUUUCUCACUAAUCCACUCCGUUAACAUUUCAGUUAAUUCGAGCUACUUAGCUGUAGAACACAAUUACCAAAAUUCAUCAAAAAGGGUUUUCAACUUCGCAAUUUCUUCAGAAAAUCAUGGAACCCUCCAAUGAAGAACAACCAAGCUUCCUUGAUCGUACUUCUCGAGCAACUCGAGGAAAACGGAUGAACAAAUUGCUUGAUGACGAGGUUGAAGAAGAUGAGGCUUUCUGGAAUCAAGACGCUCUUUUGGAGGAAGAAAAUGACAAUGAAUAUGAAGCGGAACCGGAGAUCGCUGAUGAGUUUGAUAGUGACUUUAAUGAAGAUGAGUCUGAACCUGAUGAUGAUGGAGGACAAAAUGAGGCAGAUGCAAGGGAGAAGAGGCCAAAGAAGCGUCUGGUAUAUACAGGAAAGCCACAAACAAAGAAGAAAAAGAAAAAGAAGGACCUAUCUAAAUUAGAAGAAUCUUUGAGGGAUGAAAUGGAUAAGGAUGUUUCAAAUUCAAUGGAGGCUCCAGAUGGAAAGAAGCACUCUGAUCAACCUACGACCCCAGAUCAUCAUGAGGAAGGUGAUGAAGUUGAAGGAGAGAAAAGUGUGAGGAAAUCUACUAGAACUGCUGUUGUAGUUAGGCAGGCUGAAAGAGAAGCAAUUCGCGCUGCAUUACAGGCUACAACGAAGCCUGUAAAAAGAAAAAAAGAAGGCGAGGAGAAGCGGAUGUCUCAGGAAGAAAUGCUCUUGGAAGCUGCUCAGACAGAAAUUACGAACUUGAGACACUUGGAGCGUGUAUUAGCAAGGGAAGAGGAAGUUAAGAAAAGAGCUAUUGUGCAUAAAGAAGUCUAUACCGGCCCACAAAUGCGAUAUUCAUCAAAAAAUGGUGACACAGUUAUUGAAUUCCGAAAUGGACUAUCAUUUGAGUCAGAGAUCUCAACAAAAUCAGUUCCUUAUCCUCAGAAAGCUCUAUGUGCCGUCACUGGACUGCCUGCAAAGUACCGAGAUCCGAAAACAGGGCUACCUUAUGCAACAAAAGAAGCUUUUCAAACAAUACGUGAACGUUAUGCAGCUGAUAACAUGCGCGCCGAAGCUAAGUUGGCCAGUGGCGACUUGUAUGAUUCAAUUAUUGGGCCCGGAUUCGUGGGCAAGAGGAAGAGAUUGACCGUCCCACAUCAAGAUGAUUCAUCAUAUGCUCAAGACUCGAGGCGGUUUUGCAGAUUUCCGGCGGUUACUGAUCUGGUUUCAGAUUAGUUGCUAGGACAAGCCUUACCCUAAUGCCACAGCCGGAGUUUGGAACACAAGACUGUUUUCAAGUUUAAUUGGACUAGUCAGACUGUUACUUAGUCAUCCCCAACUUCUGAUUUUGUGAUGCAAUGUUAACUCUUGGCAACAUUUGCAGACAGCGGCACUUGGAUGUAAGACAAGUGUGCAGGGGAAGUAGAAGACCACUGUGAACUAUGAACUCGAGCUUUGCUGUUGAUGUGGAAGGUCACGCGAAUGCAAGUUUUUGUCACUGAUUCUUUUCUCGAUUUCCACAGUUCGAAUAAUCUAGUCGAAUCUGAUGUAAUCUGCAUUUUUAUGGGGUCUUUGAUAUCUUUCUCCAGAAUUGAUGUUUCUUAGAGUUGAAAUUGUAUUGUUCCCUCGUGGCAUGACUGAUAGAGACAUUCAAUUUAACAUUCAAAAAGUUAUAUGGA